Pygocentrus nattereri (red-bellied piranha) is the source of this 4904-nucleotide messenger RNA. RefSeq names its product calphotin (gene gprin1). NCBI's taxonomy places the organism in Eukaryota, Metazoa, Chordata, Actinopteri, Characiformes, Serrasalmidae. Gene Ontology annotation, biological process: neuron projection development. Gene Ontology annotation, cellular component: plasma membrane. The record is from RefSeq and is a predicted model, not a curated record. The transcript has 2 exons. Bases 425 to 3172 code for a protein of 915 amino acids.
CCCAUUUUGUAUGGUAUUACAAAGCAGGCUGGUCUCGCUGUGAAAGCUGGGUAUUAAUCACCACCAUUUGCUGCUGAUUAAAGAGCUGGAGAGACUUUGUCAUUGCGUUACCACUCACUGCCAGGUUGAGCAUGGUUUCCAGGGAAACAGAAAAUCAGAAGCUCUCAAUACUCAGAGCGCUCGCUGAAAUCCAAGGACCUCCAUCUACAGAAGAGUCUUCUGUAAAACAAACACAGCCCUUUGCAGUCUGCCUCUCUGAGCACCCACAGCUUGGAAGGGAGAGUAAUAUGCCUUGGAUGUGAAACCUUUUGGGGUGAAAUACAAACAUCGCUGCUAGUCAGUUUUGCAGCUGAGCAAAUUCAUUUACAGACUAUGAACCAUGGAACAACACAAAAAGUCAGAGGAUACCUCCACCUCCAUAUGAAUGGAAGGUCCCAUUCUCACCCAGAGUGAAGUCUGGAAAUUCGACUCGGGGAUUUGUGCUGAUUUCAAGGAUACCCACGAAAGCGAUGCCUGUGUGACCCUCGUGAAGAACAUCAUGGUGGAUAACAAGCCGACUGAAGCCUGUAAACAAACAGAAACAGGUACUCAGGAAGAUGUCCCCACCAUCUCCCAGACAGAGACAACCAAAGUGGACCAGCUUCACUCAGCCGUCCCACACAGCCAUGCAUCAAUGGAAGAUUUAGGCACUCGUCCAGGACUGGUUCAGGACAGCGCUUACCAGUAUGAAUUGAUCAGUGGUGAUGGACCCACACGUAGAGAACGCUUUACAUCAGACCGACAACAGGCCAGCCAAGAAAUCACCAUACUGGUAACCAACCAUGAGGCACCAGAGAUGGAGAUUGAAGAAACUGAAAAAAUAGAAAUUCCCACCUUUCUUGAGCCAAACACCUCAGGUGAGUGUACAACACCAACUGAAGACGACAGUCUAGACGCUUCCAAGGUUGUGGCAGACCUAAUCGAGCUCAGCCAGCUACAGGAGACUAAAAUGAUCAGCAAUAGUUCAGCAGUGCAAAGUGUCAGCACAGUUGAACGUGACUUACCACAAACCGAGAGAUACAGAGAAGUUCAUAUUGUACAAACUCAACAAACCAAGGUUUCUGAUGACUCUGCUAAUGCAGAGUUUGUUGUUUCUUCUGACCUGAAGGAUCUCAAGAUCAAAGCGGCAUUAAAGCAAACCAAACCUUUGGAACACAGAGAUGCAGAGGACCUCUGUAGAGUGAGACAGGACCUGACAUUUGGGCAACAGCAGCAUGUGCAGACCCAGGUUAGCCUGGAGGCCAUGUACCAGUCUGUGGCCACCAGCCCUAUGACCCCUCCUCAGGGUUCUGCUGCGUUCUUCUUCCCAUAUUCUCUUAGCAAGCUGGGUUCUAGUGGAGGAAGUGAAGCAAUUGCAUCAGUCACAAUGAAGGAUGCUGAACUCCAGGUGGGUGCACAGGUGGAGUAUCGAUCAGUUGCCACUGCUCCCAUGACACCUGUAGUCACAAAUGCACCUGACUUACAGGUUGAGACUCAUUCAGUUGCAACUGCUCCCAUGACGCCUGUAGUUACAAAUGCACCUGGCUUACAGGUUGAGACUCGGUCAGUUGCUACAGCUCCCAUGACGCCUGUAGUUACAAAUGCACCUGACUUACAGGUUGAGACUCGGUCAGUUGCUACAGCUCCUAUGACCCCCAUUGCAACAACUGCACCUGAACUACAAGUGGAGACUCGCUCAGUUGCCACUGCUCCAAUGACCCCUAUUGCAACAGCCGCACCUGAAUUGCAGGUAGAGACUCGUUCAGUUGCCACUGCUCCUAUGACCCCCAUUGCAACAGCCGCACCUGCAUUGCAUGUAGACACUCGUUCAGUUGCCACUGCUCCUAUGACCCCCAUUGCAACAGCAGCGCCUGAAUUGCAGGUAGAGACUCGUUCGAUUGCCACGGCUCCUAUGACCCCCAUUGCAACAGCAGCACCUGAAUUGCAGGUAGGGACUCGUUCGAUUGCCACGGCUCCUAUGACCCCCAUUGCAACAACAGCACCUGAAUUGCAGAUAGAGACUCGUUCAGUUGCCACCGCUCCUAUGACCCCCAUUGUAACAGCAGCACCUGAAUUGCAGGUAGAAACUCGUUCGAUUGCCACGGCUCCUAUGACCCCCAUUGCAACAACUGCACCUGCGUUGCAUGUGGAAACUCAUUCAGUUGCCACUGCUCCUAUGACCCCCCUUGCAACAGCCGCACCUGUGUUACAUGUGGAGACUCAUUCAGUUGCUACAGCCCCUAUGACCCCCAUUGUGAAAUCCGCGCCUGAGCUGCAUACAGAUACACGCUCAAUAGCCACAGCUCCAAUGACCCCUAUUGCAACAAAUGCCCUUCAACUUCAUGAGGAGACUCACUCAGUUGCUACAGCUCCCAUGACCCCCAUAGUGACACAAUCGCCUCAACUGCUGGUGGAGACUCGUUCAGUUGCUACAGCUCCCAUGACUCCCACUGCGACAAGACCACCUCAACUACAUGUGGAGACUCGCUCAAUUGCCACGGCUCCCAUGACUCCAAUUGCGACAAGACCACCUCAACUACAUGUGGAGACUCGCUCUAUUGCCACAGCUCCCAUGACUCCCAUUGCAACAAGACCACCUCAACUGCAUGUGGAGACUCGCUCAAUUGCUACGGGUCCCAUGACUCCCAUUGCAAGAAAAGCACCUGAGCUACAAGCGCAUUCAAUCGCCACAAGUCCUAUGAACCCUAUAGUCCUGAGUUCCCCUGAGCUGAUCCCACUGCCUGAGCCACGAGCAGCGCCAGGGCCAGAAGAACCGCCAGAGCCUGUACAAGAUGUGAGCUGGGACGAAAAAGGCAUGACAUGGGAAGUCUAUGGUGCUGUGGUGGAGGUAGCUGUUUUGGGUACCGCCAUCCAGAAACACCUGGAGAAACAGGUAAAGAAGCAACAGAAGGACUCUGUGGGUACACCUGCCUUGGCCCCAUCUUCAAGCAUCGCAGACACAGCCUCUCCUCUCCCUUCCAGCCCACCUGCAACAUCAGCAUCUAGCCGGUGUAGUUCAGCAAAAGGAAGCAGGAAAAAGGAGGAAGGGAGAGGGACAAGGGGCAGACGGAGACAAAACCCUUUACGUUUGUUUUUCAGGAAUGUGCGGAGGCCAAGCUGCUGCUCUCGAGCGCACUCAGAGGAGCGACACUGAAGAAAUGCUUUGCAAUGUUUGGCCUGAUGGCAGUCCAGCUACAUUUUCGGUUCUGACUGUUGACAGGAUUGGUCUGAUAACAAAACACAUGUGUCUUCGCUAGUUGUAGCCAUAGAUCCAGUUACAGGAUCUGUCCAAUGAUGGGUUCCCUUUAAUGGCAAGCUGUCCCCCAGUGGCCGGGUAUGUUUUUAACCUCUUUUGGAUAACUGUGUUUCCUUUAUCAAGCUUUUCUGUGCUGGAAAUCAAAUGAGCACAAUACUGCACUCCCAAGGAACUAAGCAGAAAUGUUAACUAUGUGCCCUACAAUUCUUGGGUGAGACGUCCACAAGAGAACAAUUUGCCAUUCGCUAAAUCAGUGAGACAUUACUGGGUAUGUAGUGUUCUCCUCCAAGCAUAGUUAGACUCUGAUAGCCCUCACCUUCCCAUGCAAGUACAAUAAAGUAGAAGUUUAUUACAUUUCCUCAGUUAGAUGUAUUUUACUCGGUUUCACUUUAGCCAUUCACAUUGAGUUGCUAAUUCCCUUUUUGGGUCAUUCUGGUCUGUUGGUUCAGUUCCUGUACUACUUUACUGUCACUAUCUCUCAUUUUUGAACUUAUUUGAGAUCAGUUUUUAUGCUUAUUGAAGCAAGAUGUGCUAAUUCCAGAGAAGUCUUACAGAGACCUCUGUACUUGUGACCUGAUGUUUUUUCCCCCUCAAGUUAAUUUGUGCUAAGAUUUCACAGAGUAACAAUACUUUUGCUUCAUGUUAGGCUACUCCACCCACCUCUGAAUAAGAGAGACCUGCAGGGAUAAAUACAGGCUAAUGACUGACACUGGAAUAGCAUUAGCAGGAAAAAAAUAUUCCAUAGAUAUAUGUAUAAUUUGAUAUAUUAGCAUAGUUUUACAUAAAUGGUAAUAGCAUAGACAAUCCUGGUUAUUUCUUUCUGUGUACUGACUUUUAUUUUCGGUGUAUUCAAGCCUGUGUCAGAGCUAUAGUUUUUGAAUGGUUUAAUGAUCACAGAAGGUCAUUUUCACAAAACUAAGCGUCCUUUAUAUUUGUGUAUUUAAUAUUCUUCUUCUUUACGCUCAGAUUGCUUACACGAUUCUGUGAUGCUUUCGAGAAAUAUCUUCACCAAACUCUAAAAUGGUUUCAUUUUGACCUGUAUUAUGAAGUGAACAUAAAAAGGUGUAUGUUGUACAUUGCAAUUUUUGAAAAUGUUUGAAAUAAUAGAAGGAAUGGUUGAGGGACUUGAUCUGGACCUAUUCUAAAGCUACUAGAAGAAUGUUUGGCACAUUUUGUUGGUUGUAUUAAUAAUUACUCUUUUCUAUCAGCUUUUGUACAAUCACACCACAUUUCAGUGGAUUCAUCCUGUAUUUGUGGUCGCAGUUAGCCGCAGGCCUUAUGUUAUGUUCUGUGACAGUUGUGGCUAUUGUAAAAGUGAAAUAGCAAUGUUUUAAAAUUUAGUAAUGUGAUGGCAGUAGAAAUACAUUACUGUUAUUUACACAUGGUCAAAACGCAGCCCUGUACCUGACAAUUUUUAUGACUACUUUUAUAAAAUGGUUGAUCUCAUUAUAGUCAUCAUUGUAAUAAAGUGGACACUACAAGGUGUGUAGACACAUGGUUCAGCAUUCUGCCUUUUUAAGGACUGUUAAAUUUAAUUACAGCUGAUUACUUCCUUUCUUUUUUUGAUGAUGAUAUUCUUUCGCUGAUUUAUGAUGCCCAUUUGUCCAUAAACAUUCUACAUGAAGCUCCA